CCAUUUGAAUGCACAAACCAAAAAGCUCAUUUUCCCGCUUCUCUCUCUCUCUAGAAUUUUCGCUUGAGCUUCACAAAAAUGGCGAAUCUGGAAGCAAGAUACAGAGAUCCGACGGCUCAAAAUCCAUCCAAAGCCACAACCUCUGGUGGUAGUGGGGUUUGUAUGAUGAGUACCACUUGGAGAGAUGAACAACACCUGUCUUUCAUCAAUUUUAUCUCCUCCUUCCUCAGUGCAAAUGCUUUCCGUCUCAACUUUGUCCCAAUUGCCCCAGACUUUAUUUUCAACUGUGGGGGUUUGUCGGUGGCAUUCAUAUUUGUGACAAACUUGGAUAGCAAAUUCAUCUCACCAAUGUUCAGCAGGGUCCAGAAACUGAAGGGGCAAUUUGCACACCUCUAUGUUGUUGUCGUUCUCCCAACCAAGGAACAAAAUGAAUUGUUUGUUCACUCCUAUUUCAAACAUGGAAUGGAGCUUGGUAAGCCAACAUUUGUGCCAGUAGAAGACUUAGAAAUGGGCUUUGAGAAGAUUGUCAAGAUAGCUCUCUCUCGUGGGGUAUGCAAACGACAGGAUGUCAUAACAAAAUUAAAGGCUGAGAGGAAACAAUCAGUGCAGGCAAUGGACGUUUUCCUCAGAGUGCUUACAUCCAUACCAGGCAUAGAAAAUCAUGAUGCAAAUGCGCUUAAUCAAGCUAUUGGUUCCAUUGAGGCAAUUGCGAAGGCAUCAAAGGAAUACAUUCUGCAAAACACAGAUCUUUCAGCUGACAAGGCAGAAAUCAUUUCUAGGUUUUUCAGAGAUCCAAACUUUUACAUGAGCCCCAAGAUCAAUAGAUCAGAGAAACAGAUGACAACAAAUUAAAGACAUAAUACCUUUCUACGAACAUCUGCUCCAGAUAGAUCAUCCCUUGGAUCCGGCUCUGUAAAACCAGCUUGUUUUGCUUUAGUCACCACCUCACUGAAAG
Molecule: messenger RNA, 955 nt
Organism: Quercus robur (English oak)
Lineage: Eukaryota; Viridiplantae; Streptophyta; Magnoliopsida; Fagales; Fagaceae
Product: protein PARTING DANCERS homolog
Exons: 9
Coding region: 79-852 (257 amino acids)
Biological process (GO): resolution of meiotic recombination intermediates
Source: RefSeq, a predicted model, not a curated record